UCAAUAUGUCAUGUCAUAAAACCAUAACAAAACAAAUUGCACAAAUAUUAUAAAACAUAACAAAGUAUAUAUAUUUUUAUUACUAAUUGUUUACAAUGGGCGUCGAUAUUGAAGUUAUCUCUCCCGGAAAUGGAUCUACAUAUCCAAAACCGGGUCAAACAGUAGUUGUUCAUUACACGGGCACCUUAGCCGAUGGAAAGCAGUUCGACUGUUCUAGAGAGCGUGGUCAACCCUUUAAGUUCACUCUUGGCAAAGGAGAUGUAAUCAAGGGAUGGGACAGAGGUAUUCCAAAAAUGUCAGUAGGUGAGAGGGCCCGAUUAAUCUGCUCACCUGACUAUGGUUAUGGCUCUCGAGGCCAUCCAGGGGUCAUCCCACCCAAUGCUACUUUAAUAUUCGACGUUGAACUGCUUCAUGUUGAAUAGCUAAAUAAUUCAGGUUAAAAAGUUAAGUUUCUGUAUUAUUUAAUUUGUAAUUUAUGGUAGCAGAAUCUUUGUUGUUGAGUCUAGAGUCUACAUGACUUCUUAUUUAAAUCCUAUAACCCUCCUUAAAUCAUAUUAAGUCUAAUUAAUUUCCUAAUGAUUUAAGACAAAAGAGGUCUACCUGAAAACGAAUUUAUCAUACUUAGUCCUUGUAUGCCUCUUUGGAUUUCAGUGUUUCAAUUACUUCUGUAAUAAUAAUACAUGGUUAAAAUACAAUUAUUAUAUUCUAUGUCUUAAAAAUAUUUUUCAAAAUGUUGAUUCAAUAUCCAGAGAUGACAAUGACUUGAUGGGAUUUUUUAUUAUUUCUCAUUAUUAAAAUAGGAACCUUUCUCAGUUCAGACCAGCUUUAUUGCUGCAUAAUAUUAAUUAUUUGAUAACUAUUUUAGGGAUGUAUGAUUGUCUUGAUGAUGCUUUUAAUUGUAAAUAUUAGGGAUGGAUUGACUAUAUUGAGUACCUGUUAUUCUUUCACUUAUUUAUUACAUAGUAUAAAACAAAGUUAUUUCCUGCCAUCUGCUUGUCCCUUAGUAUGCUUAGCUCUUUAAAACUAUGCCUACAUAGCUACAUAGUUAUUGAAGAGGAAGGUUUAUUUAGUAUAAUAGCCGUGUGAAGCUGGGGUCAGAUCACUAGUAAAUUAUAAAGUGAAACACAAACUACAAUUGUGGCUGGAUUUUAGCCCCAAUUAGUCAAUACAUCCCUGGUAAGUACAUGUAUGUUGUAUGUCUCCUAGCAUAUUAACUGGUUCAGUGACUUAAGAAAUUAUUUUAUACCAAAAGUAUUAUGCUGAAUUAUUUAGCGUUUAUAUUUACGUAUGUUUUAUAUACUUCCAUAUUUUAGUGUCUUAAUUCAUGGUUGCAUUUAUAUACUUGUUAUUGUUUUACUUAGAAGUGUUACAAAAAAGAUGUAUAAUAUUCCCCUGUGUGGUGACGGGUUAAGAAUUUCACCACCUCUUUACUCCUGUAGGUGUUGUAGAUUUGUGGGAGAUUGGUUCAAUUACGACAUUUCUUUCAACCCUAUAAUUGCUAAAAGUUUCACUGAAACUUGAGCAAACUCAUGUGUAUGAUAUUAAUGUAUCAUUAAAUUGAUAAUGUAUGAAUCUUACCUCUUCUUAUGCAAAAUACUCAUAAUAUUAUUCAAAUCACCAUGAUUAAAUAAAAAUGUUAUAUUAUAUUA
This is a messenger RNA of Leguminivora glycinivorella, 1649 nucleotides long. It is a transcript of the gene Fkbp12, whose product is annotated as peptidyl-prolyl cis-trans isomerase Fkbp12. The record is from RefSeq and is a predicted model, not a curated record. NCBI's taxonomy places the organism in Eukaryota, Metazoa, Arthropoda, Insecta, Lepidoptera, Tortricidae. Gene Ontology annotation, molecular function: peptidyl-prolyl cis-trans isomerase activity. The transcript has 3 exons. Bases 96 to 422 code for a protein of 108 amino acids.